CAAAAGUAGGACGUUUACCCAAUUUCAUUUCAUUUCACAUACUUGUAAUUUCUAAUGAUGCUUUUAUCUUACAGAUCAGAUGAUGGUCGCAAUGUUACAAAUGAAGUGAUGUCGAUGAAUGAUCCCAUGGCCCAGAAAUUCUCCGUUACAUCUCAUCCCAGUCUUCCUAUUCUUUUAUUUUCGGAUGGUUAUAACGUAACUUUGAUACAGCUACCAGGAGAACUGACGUCAGCAACUUUCAUGACAGACUUAUUACUAGAAUCCACCAAGCAUUUAGAGUAUCUGAAAACGCAAGGAAAUUUGGACAUGACUCUCGUCAACGCCUACAAUCUCUCAGAUCGCAAAAACGGAUCUAGGAAAGUAGGAAAAAGUGGAACGAAAACGUCGACGGCGGACAGGUUAAAACAUUUUCUCUCCAACCUGGAUGAUGCAGAUGUAAGUUUGAAUGAAACUCAAACCAGUGAAUUGAGCGUUCUGCUGGAUGAUGAAUAUCAAUAUGGAGGCAUGCAGGAAAUGACGUCUGGUAAGAUUAUGUUCGGAGAGAAUGAGCAGCACCUAGCAACCAUGGAUGGAUCGUUUGCCAACAUGGGAGAAAAGCAAGCUUUAUUUAAACACUUCCAACGGGCCAAACUCAAUCUUUUUACCGUUUGGAAAUUGGCUGCUACUUGUACAGAAAACUGGACAUCACGUCUCGAUUCUAUCACGAAAGACACCGUAAAAAAUAUUUAUAAAAUGUUUACUCUCAUGAUAAAUAGCGUUCCUGUUACGGACAUGUUGGCAGCUCAAAAUACUUCUGCUCAAAAUAGUGCGUUGGUGAAUGUUAUCACCAUGUAUAGACAGUUACUGGAUGUUCUUCAGUUUGAUAGUCUUGAACAACAUCUGAUUCCGUCGACCUUACAGUUGGCUCAUAAAACAAUCACACUCGUACUGAACAAUAAAACCAUCAACCAAUCAGAUCCAAGGUUAAAAACAUUGUCCGGAUGUUACAUGCUUCUGAAGUUUACGGAGAAGGUGAUGAAUCGAAAUUAUAUAUGGUUGCCAAGGUCUUUAGUGGAGAAAGGAUUAUCGCCGAGGUCGAUGUUAGAACGACCAGAUCAGUGUGUCCCCGUUUCUAAAACGAGUAAUAAACCACAUGUUGGUGCUGAACCAGACGUGAAGUCUAUGGCUGUUAUUCCUUCUGAUCAGCUGUCGGCCAGACGGCUAACUGGAACGUGGAAGGUAUUAUAUCAGGCGUUGUUAGAGUUCAGACGUGAUCAGUCUAUAAGUGAGGCUGACGUACAACAAUCACAGCUAUUGGUUGACGCGAUACAUCAAACAUUACAAACAGUAGACACUGAUAUACCAGGACAAACUCACAAUGUUAACCCUGGUGAUGCAUAUAGUUUAGAUGGUCAGUAUACUCACGCUUUAGAUGUCUGGUUACAGCAAUAUAGAUUAUUACAAGGUGAAAGAGGCUACAGUAAAUCAGCUAAAUUACUACAUUCCCUACUUUAUACAUUUAUAUUACGUGGUGAAUUAUUAACAGCUGUAGAUUUUAUAGAUGAACUGGUUGUUAAAGCAAACACCAAAUCUGGGGUCAUGGGUCAAACUCUAAAGGGUGACGUAAGACCUGCGUUAAUGACUAUAGUCACUACUACAAUGAGAACUCAGGGCUCUAGUAUACAUGAUAUUGUACCAUGUAUACGUGAUAAAGGAAUAAGACAAGUUGUUCAAACUAUGGCUAGAUUUAUGGCAGCAUAUUUUACCAACCAAUCCAUGUAUAUCUUUCCUCCACAUAAUCCACAACCUUUACCAGCCAUACAUUUUAAUACACCUCUUGUCAAUAAUCGCAUUAUUCCUCAAUAUCCGGAAGAGAUAACCCAGAUUAUACGAUAUCAGAAGCUAGGUGAUGUGUGGACGGUAGAAAGAACGUUAGAAUAUCUGUUAUUAAGUGGCUUGGUUUGUGAAGCGACGUGGUUUGCCGUUAAAAUGGGUGAUUGGAAAGCAGGUUAUUUAUUAUCUGUAGCCUGUGAACAACAUAAACAAACGUCGUCUACAUUAUAUACAAAACCAAGAAAACCUUUGACUUUACCGGAUCAUCUGAGGCCCUUUGCUAUUUUACAAGACAGAUUAAAUAUAUUGUUUGGUGGUUCCCUGGAUCAAGAUCCGGUGGUGAUUACGAACGAUACUGACAUCGACCAUUUAACACAGACGAUAAAGGAAUUAUUAACUGCUGGUAUUAUGUGUAAAGUUGAAGUGGUACCAUGGUUACUAGAUGGUCUGAUACACAAACUAAAGAAGGUCGUCAAGAAUCUGUAUCCAUUAGUUCCGUCUGAUUUUUAUCUUCCCUCACCUCCGCUGUACUGUCCACAACCUACACGUAUAAAACAGCAGCAGACGUCUCCUCCUAGUCUGGAGAAAGAAGAGAAAAUACGAGAACAGAUCUCAUCUUUAAUACAGUUAAUUCUCUCCGUAUUGAGUGGCAGCCAUCUUUCUUUACCUUGUAUCACAUGGUAUACAAAACAGCUAAUCAGCAUACAGGAGAAAGCAAAACAAUUUCGCGCGAAUACAGAAGGUCCAUGUGCAGAAGUUCCGUCCAUUUUACAACAGUAUCAAUCACUAACAUCCCAUCUGUCACAGUUUAAUAGAAAUUAUUCUACGCAACACGUUCUCACUUGUUUCAGAGAUUUCUGUUCGUUAUUGUGGUUGUUACAUGCUAGAGAUAAACUCUCGCUAAAAUUGCGAGAAAAAGAGAAAUUUCUCAACAGGAUACAUUCAACUCAGUCCAAGGCUGAUUUAGAAGACAAAGAUCAACAAGCAUGGCUACAAGAAUGUUUUACGACUCUUCAAUGGGCAGUACAUCUACUUUCAUUUUGUCAUUAUUUACCAGAUGAAAGCAGCAUGUAUAAAGUAGUCCUAUCAUUAUUGAUGGAGUUACCUCCCUCUGAAGAUACCGCAGACAUCCUCGCUGAACACUAUUACGACUUUGAAAAUUUGGAUCCAGAAAUUCAGGAAAAACUAGAGAAGAUCUUGUAUAGUUGGGAAGGGGUAAUCGUCACUCCGGAGGAUGAUGGAAAAUCUGCGAAUAAGGAACUCAAUGACGAUAGUGGAACAGAUGUGCGUAAAUCGGUCACGUUUUACGGUGCAUCUCCGCGAGGAAAAUCACUUGCAACUUAUUUUAGUAAACAAUGUCAGGCAGUUACAAAAGUUUUGAAGAAGAAAGGAAAGACAUUUGGAAGUUUUGAAGAGUUUGUUUUCAAUAACGGAGGUGAAAAAACAAAAUGUUACGUUGACCUUCACAUUGGAUCGAGACAGUUCGAGACAAAGCAGUCAUAUUUUGAAUUCCUGGACACAUUUGCUGCUGUGAGUUUUGAAAAGCUAUUGGAUUUAGAAAGAAGCGUAAAUCGUCCGCGAGAUCUGCCUCUUCUUGGGUCCUUUGCCGAUGCAAUCAUCAGUAGGGAAUUGGCCGUUUUUUCAGAAAGAGAUUUUACUAGUGCUGAGAAGAAGAAAUAUUCUCUCAUUGUAAUGUCCGCCUCCAGAAGUUCCAGUAGAUCAUCCUUGGCUUUUGCUCGAAGUCAAAGUAUAUUGACCCAGAAAUACAACUCUAACCUCUCUCUCAAUCAGGAACCGACGCCCGGAUCCAAAUCUCAAGGGCUAUUCCGCAGUAAAAGCGUUGUGGAAGAGACAAAUAAGCAGGGUGUCGUGAAGAGAUUCAACAGUGAAGGCGGAUUGGACGUCCUCGUGGAAGAUUCUCCGUCUAAAAGUUUCUUUGACCAUUCGCAAAAAUCGCCAAGAAAGGGGAGUCAGCAGAAUGUCACGAAUUUGGCUUCCAAAUUUUCUCAAUCCGAAGACCAUCUUUAUAAACCCGAUGUUGAUGAGAACAACUCCUGGAGCCUCGAUGUGAAGUUCGGAAGGAAAUACAAACUUCUUCAGUUACUAUUGGAAUGGUUGGAAGCUUGGUGCAGGAAGAGUCAUUCAUUUGGUCUCGGGCAACAGGAUAUCUUUGACAGUCACCCCACAAUAAAAAUUCAAAUUCCUGCUCAGUUGAUUCUGUUGUCACUGUGGUUACUGGAAAAUAAAUACAACCCAAAUACGUACGCGAUCCAGGAUGCUGGACAAGGUUUUAUAUCCGAACCCCAAGAGAGAAAAAAGAAGAUCAAAAAGAAAGUACGACAAGCAUCCAUUGAAAAACAACACGCUUCACCCGUGCGUUCGCCAGUUAGAUCCCAGCUGGAACAAUCGCUACGCAACAGUAGAUCACAACCACCAGAUCAAUUUGUUGGUAAAAGUUACGAAGAAGCCAAUAAGACAACAACAUCAGAAGAUGGAAUUAGAAAUGCCUACCAACAUAUUCUAGAAGGAGAUGCCGAUGAUGAAAGUUGUGAUAGCGAGAGUACCCUACAAUCUUACGAUUUAAACGGAGAAUUAAAACAGUCGUUGUCAGUCAUCAGAGGAACUGGAAGUCCAACCAGAGAAGAUCUGUCAUUUUUGAAUCGGACCGUUUACCCUGACAGUUCUCCUGAACGAAACAAUUCUGCUUCUCCGAACACCAGUACGCCUGUGAGCAAAAAGAAAGGCAAGAGUAGACCAAACGAAAUAAUAGAGAGUUCUGUCCAAUCGUCUUUACAACGCAAAACUACGACAAGUACAAGAAACGAAUCAAUUACAAGUCAACGUGAAUUCCGGGAUAAGAAGUCUUCAAAGAAUGGUGAUAGAGCAUCUUCUCCCAACCAAUCAAAAAACAGUUCACUAGAAAGAUCGUCCAUCUUAAAAGCCUCAUUGACAUCUUCUUUAGAAAGAUCUACCAGUCCUACAAGUACUAAGAUACAUACUGAAAUGAAUGCUAGAUCAACCAGUCCACAAAUGUCUGUUAAAGCUACCAGAUCUCGUAGUCGUAGUCCCGAUACAAAAGGUCAACAGGGUCAUGUGAGCAGAAGACAGUCUUAUAAUGAUUCUGGUUUUAAUUCAAGUUUAGCCAAUCAACUACAGAAUAUUGUUCGAUCAGAAAUGAGAAGAAUAAUGGAGGUUCAGCAUCAUAGUUUGAUGGCCAUGAUGGGAGCUAUAGAUGACACUAGUGUAUCAAGUUUACCAACGCAGCAUCGGGUACUGAGAGAACCACCUCAACGACAACAACAGAGCACACGUCACAGAUCUCCGGAGCGUCGACACGACUCGUUAUAUAACCCAACCGAUAAUAGCAUGAACCUAGAUGAAUUAGAAACUUCACUACAUCGCAGUUCGAACAAGUUGGAUAAAAAAGGACCCGUUAAAGUUGACCGAGUUUUACAAGAAUUGAAAUAUCUCCAGCAUGAGAACAUACAACCUGUUGCAUCUGGCAGCUUGAAAACUAAACCAGCUCAUGGUAAAGAAAAUAAGGGAUUUCCAUUGCUAGGAUUGGAUAAUAGUCGUCAUGUUGGUUAUGUCAACGCUGCGUUAAAAACUGAUGCAAACAACGUGAACCUCAUUCCUAAAUUUCUAAGGAUGACCGCAGAAAGAGACACAAAUCAGCCCAACUUUUUCUUCCCAAAGAUUCCGCAAGAAGCAUGGUCUGAGCAUCAACCACAUCAUAAACAGCCCAGAGAACCAAUACAGUUGCUAAAAUUACAGAGUUAUCCUCAAUUUCAAUUUAAAAACUUGGCCAAUAAAAUUCCAAUAUUACCACCAGCACCAGCAUCUGGUGGACAACCACCACAGAGAUCCAUGGCUCCCUCAAAAGACCCAAAACACAGGUUUGGAAUUCCCUUAUUGCAAUUACAAGAAACGAAGCCUCCCUAUAUUGAACUUGGGAAGGAGUCUCAUUUGGGGCAGUUUGUCAACCCUGAACAACUUUUGUCGCCCGAGCAACUUCUACAAAAAGUGGAAUCUGAGAAGGAAAAGAUUCAGAAGAUGAAAGAGCAGACGGAAGAAAAAAUACAAACCAAGAAAAUUAUCACAACUAAGAAAAGAAGUAAAGUCGUUAAAGUAAAACAAACAUCAGAAGAGGACAUUCUACAGGAAGAAGAUGAAGAAGAAGAAGAAGAAAGUGAAACAGAAGAACAAGAACCAUUACAUGAUGGUUACGCUAUUAAACCAGGAGCGUUUGAUCAUCAUCUUAGAUUAGAUGAGAUACUAGGAUCUGAGGCAGACACAGAUACCAGAUUUCAAUAUUUACUUGCUUUAAAGAUGAAAGAACAAAGACAAAAGAAGAAAAAGGUUGAUUUCUCAACCAUGACUAAAGAAAUGAUUGAUGCUAUCGCUGAACCAGAUCCGAUUCUGGAAGCUGAAUCGGCACGAAGAGCAGACGCCUGGACAUCCAUAACUAAAGAUACAGGAAGUGACCCGAUACAGGAAGCCGUUAUAGAAUACAAUAAACGACAACAUGGCCGUGUUUUACCACCUGAUAUUUAUCUUAAACUUGGUUUUAAAGAUGGUGAAGAAGGAGAGAAUCAAGAACGUGGAAGAUCAUAUUUAAAUGUGGUUGAUAUUCGAGCAUCUGAUGUUUUUAAUGAUAUUCCUGAUAGAGACGAUAAACAGGACGAACGAUUUCAACCAUCCUCAACUAGACAUCAACAUAUCGGUGAAACAGAAGAACUGUUACGAGAAAGUCUUGAACCAGUUUUACCUCCACGUCACUAUGGUUACGAUCCAGUCACAGCUAAAAUGUUAGAUCGUAAAAACAGAUACACCAAUCAGGAUAGUUUGUAUCUGGGUGUAUUACCAAGAGAAAGUAUGAGAUAUUCUAAAACAUCGUUGAUUAAAAGAUUACGUGAAUUAAACGAUCAGGUGGCUGCCAUUGAUGAAAUGUCGAAUAAUAUUGAACAAGAUUUUGAGAGUUCUAGAAGGGUAAUGACUUCAAGUAUGGAAGAUAAACAAAAACCAACAAUUUCACAGAAAUCACCAGUGGCCAGUGCUAGAAAAUCAGCGAGAACUACGACACGCAGAUCUACAGAAAACAAACAAACUGAAGAUGUUAGAUUAUCAGGUCUAUCUGAUCUGAGUGAUAUUAUUGGUGAAGUAUUAUUAGAGGGUGGAGUCGAUCUUGAAGCAACUGGUUUGUCUCAUGAAGAAGCAGAAGCUCUCAAAUUCAAAGCUGAGUCCAGGAGAGUUAUCUACGGUUCAACUGGUGUCGAAACUUUAGAAGAACUGAUACAUAAAACAGACGCAACCGAAGAUAAAGAAGAGAAGAGACGUGUUUUACAGAAAUGGAUGGCCGAUCGUCACGUCAAGCAGCAGGAUGAAUAUCGUGAGAGAUUAGAUAAACUAAGAGAACAUGAAAUACAUCCGUAUCGAACGGCUGGUGGUUUUGAUUCAACCUUCACAGGUAAAGAAAUAGAAACUCAUACACGCGAACGACAGGAAACAAGACGCCAACAAGAGGCACAUUUCAUGAGGCAGCGUCUGCUUGAAGCAGAAAUAUUAAUGGGAGAUAUUUUAGUAGAACAACCAGCGCCAUCUUUGCUACCAGUUCCAUCACCAAGGCAACCACCGACUCCAAAAUCAGAAAGAGCCAAGCCGCCCAAGUUGGCUUCCAAAUUCAGUGCCACUAGAACAAUAAAGAAAUCACCACCGCCAAAGAAAACGCCGCUGCGCAGUGUGCGAAAAGCAGCAGAGUUAAAGAUCAAAGCUAAAGAAUGGGAAAAUAUGAAACCAAGUGUAUCGUCCAUUCGUACAAAAUGGCGAGUGGACGGGCGAUUAUCUGGAACGUCGAUAACUCCACAACCUGCGAUUAAUUAUCAGAAACGGCAAGAGCAAUAUGAGAGACGAAUGAAAGAAGAAAAAUUGGCUGAAAUUGCGCAUAAAUACAAUAUGGAAGAUCUUGAGUUGGAGCUAAUGGAGAGUGAAGAGUAUCUCCCGUCUGCUCAUACCAGCAGCGAUUUAAUGGAAUACGUCCGACAGAUGGCAGAACACGAAUCUCCAGAAGAUCUCCACAGAGAGUUAUCUCCUCCUGAUGAACGUAGAGCGAGAAUCAGAGAGUUAUCUUCCGAUGAACGUAGAGCGAGAAUCGAAUACAAACCUAAACCCUUUACAAAGUUGGUUAAAUUACAGCGACCAGAAGUCACAAGAAAAGAUAUUCAGCCUGGACCUUCUGAAUCUUACGUAGAUCGACUGGCAUCACUUACACCACGUGAUACAUCACGUACAGAUAGAAGUGAUCGAUCCUCCACUGUAGAUAUUAAAGAAGCAAGACGAGGCUCUGCACCAGCAAUAAUUAAAACCUCUACUCAACCGGAAAUUAGUGGAAUCCGUCGAGUAAAAACUUACGCUGAGCGUUUACAGGAAAUGAAACCAAAACACAAAUAUUCAACACCAUUAGUUUCAAGGCAGUCAUUAGGUGGUACAUCAAGUCAUGCUAUAAGUUCUUACAGACCAUCUAAACCUGUUGGUCCAGCACAUAAACCUGUAACAUAUGUACAACAACUACAGAAGAUCAAUAGAGAGGCUUCUACAUCAAAAUUCAAGGGAAAGAGAAGUACUCCGAUACCAGUAAGAACUGUAAUGAGAUCACAUAAACCUAUUCAUAAACCAAAAACAUACGUUGAACAAUUAAAAACUAUUAAUUCAGAAGCACCAGAAACUAUUAAACGCAGAGCUCUCAUGCAAAAGACUAAGACUCUACAACCUGGUGUAAUUCGUGAACAAGGUCGAUCACGACCUUAUCGUGAUCCGUAUCAUGAUCUUGAUGGAGAUGAAUUACACUCGGUUUUAAGUUCCUGGUCUGUUGAUGAUGAUGUCAAGAAACUCUUGUAUGAUGAUGAGAAUUCUGUGGCUUAUACGGCUUACGCUGGAACUUCACAGGAAUACCAAAUAUCAGAAGGUGUGUCCGAUUAUUAUGAAGCUGUCAUGGCCGACCAGUAUGCAAAUUCUGUAGAUAUUGAUGAAAUCACACGUAUCGCGGAAGAGGCAUCAGUUGACAGUGGUAGCGUAUUAAGUGUCAUAGAUUGGGAUCGUGUUGAUGAAUUGAUAGCAGAUGUAGUUAACUAGAAAAUUACUUCCCCUUUUAAAGGAAUUGAUCCACUGAAAUAAUUAUAACUACUGUAAACUGUCAUUUAGAUCCAUUUAUUAACACAUAUUUCUCAAGAAAAAAAACUGAUUUAUUUGGCCGACAUUUGUGACACAAACAUUAAAAAAUUUCCAAAAAUCUCUUUAUUUUAUUUUUAAAAACAGGAACAAAUAUUAUUAUACUCUCAUUUGUUUUAAAGUUUUAACCCAGCAUUUCAAAGUGCUAUUUUACUAUUAAACCGAUUUUAUUGUAUAAACCGAAAGUAGUGAUUUAAAUAUUUUAUUGUAUAAACCGAAAGUAGUGAUUUAAAUAUUUUAUUGUAUAAAUUGAAAGUAGAGAUUUAAAUAUUUUAAUAUUAAACCGAAUGUAGAGAUUUAAAUAUUUUAUUGUAUAAAUUGAAAGUAGAAUAUUAUACUAUUAAAUUAAAAGUGAUGAUUUGAAUAUUUUAUUGUAUAAAUUGUUUAAUAUGUAAAGUAUAGUUAAACCAUAGAAAUGAAAUGAAAUGGGGUUUAACGUCCAACUGUUCUGAUCUUUCUGGGCUAAUGAAGACAGGCAUAUGCCAUGCAGUGUGCUAUCGUCUACUCUUAUUUCAACUGGCAAGGGUUCUUUUACGUGCACAGCAAUGUGUACACGGGACCUCGUUUUUUUGUCCCAUCUGAAUGACUAUACAUUGUCUCUUGCUAGGAAAUCGUGGAAACAGCUAGGGCACCAGUCACAGACUUGUUAGACACAAUGAUUUUAUUAGACAAAGAUUUGUGUUUUUAUUGAUAUUUAUAAUACAGGUCUGUUAUUUCCAGAUCUCUGACAAUAUGAUUAAAAUACAGAUCUAUAUUUCGUUUCGUUUUUUUAUACUUUUGAUGGCCUACACUACAUGAAGAUCUGACCGGUUGUAGUGGGACAUCGCAUCAGGGGUCGUACAAAUGGCUUUUGACCUAUGCUGUCAAACUUUUGAUUAAUCAAUCCACGUUAAAGUUUAUAGUUGGAUACCAACAGUUCUGUUCACUGCCCACCAAGAAUUUGGCGUAACAGACCAUUUCAUUGGCUAAUCCCUCACAUCAAUCAGAACACAGGUUACAAGUUAUGUAACAACUCUUCCAGAUCCUAGUGUAGAAAAGACAAUUAGAACAAAAUUUUGAACUAUAAAAACAAAACGAAAUAGGAUCUGUGUUUUAAUCAGAUUGAACCUGAGUGUAGUAUUAUUGUAUAAGUUGAAAUUAAAAUUGAGUUUUUAAUUGUGAAAUUAUUGAAGUAGUAAAAUAUCAUGUUUUGUGAUUUAAUUACUAUCAUGUCCAUAUUAUCUUAUUAUUAUCUAUUUUACUUCGUUUACUUCUGUGUCAAACCAUAUUUCUGAAGCAAUCGCCCAAGAGAUGAUUUUGAUUAGAUCUAAUAGAUUGAAACAUUGCGAUGAGAAUAUUCCCAAUCAAAGGGAUGUAUAUUAAAAUCGUUCCCCGUCCAUGUUUUGUUUCAGGACUAUAUCAAACAGAUAUCUUUAUGAAACAUUUUGUACACACAUCAACCUAUUAUAAUAGUUGUGCCUUUUACUAAUUUAUUAAUUUUGUGUUUCCAUGGAGAUGUGCUGGAUGUUGAUAUGUUGAUGCCGGAGUCUUCUUGUUCUUCUCAUUAUCCCUCGAUCUGUUUGGAUGAAUGUCUGAUCUACGCAGGGACGCGGGGAAAUAAAGCAGAUUCAGUGAUUUAUAAAAAUAGAAUUGUAUUAAAUAUUAUCAUCAGCCUCGACUGGAUUAUCUGGCUGGAUUAUCUGGCGUGAUCUUGUCCUUAAAAUCCCUGUGGUCCAAUGCAGUACCUGUACAAGUGUAUGAGUAAUACUAAUCUCCCCUUGUGAAGCUCAUUAAAUUAGCCUUUUCUCCGUCCUUAUAUAAUUUUAAUUUUUUUUAUUGUAAUGAAUGUAUGUUAUAUCAAACAUUAAUAUAUAAAAUCAUCGUUUUACAGAUCCUGUCUGUCAUAUUGGCCUGGGAGUAUUCUCCCUUUUUAGAUAAAUUUCAAUAAAAGUACUCUCCGUCCUAAAUUUACUAUGUAUAUUAAAUGUGGAUAUAUUUUGUAUUAUUUCUGUAUAUUUUGGAGCAUAAUAAAUUGUAUACAUAUGA
Molecule: messenger RNA, 11061 nt
Organism: Patella vulgata (common limpet)
Lineage: Eukaryota; Metazoa; Mollusca; Gastropoda; Patellidae
Exons: 31
Coding region: 55-8940 (2961 amino acids)
Source: RefSeq, a predicted model, not a curated record